Messenger RNA from Pseudonaja textilis, 1303 nucleotides. RefSeq names its product VPS37B subunit of ESCRT-I (gene VPS37B). Gene Ontology annotation, biological process: ubiquitin-dependent protein catabolic process via the multivesicular body sorting pathway; protein targeting to membrane; protein targeting to vacuole. Gene Ontology annotation, cellular component: ESCRT I complex. The record is from RefSeq and is a predicted model, not a curated record. NCBI's taxonomy places the organism in Eukaryota, Metazoa, Chordata, Lepidosauria, Squamata, Elapidae.
GGAGGGCGGCGAGUGGAGCGGACGCCUUUUUCUCGUCCUCCUCCUCCUCCUCCUCGGUUCCUCGCCCCGACAUGGCGGUGGACGCCAGGCGGUUGGAGGCCCUCAGCCUUCACCAACUCCACGAGCUCCUGGAAGAUGAGGAGCAGCUCCAGAACAUGGCCCUGGAGAUGGAGGAGGCGCAAAAUGUUCAGCUUAGCAAAGAUAUGACUCUCGCCAGUAACCACAGCCUAGCAGAAGGAAAUCUCUUAUACCAGCCAAAAUUAGAUGCCCUGAAAGCCACAUUAACCCAAAAGUAUCAAGAGCUACAGGUUCUCUUCGAAGCAUAUCAGAUAAAGAAAACCAAGCUAGACAGACAAUCCAAUAAUGCUUCGCUGGAGACCCUCCUCGCGCUUCUUCAGACCGAAGGGGCCAAAAUUGAAGAAGACACCGAGAACAUGGCCGAGAAGUUUCUGGACGGAGACGUUCCUCUGGACACCUUCAUCGAUGAAUAUCAGAGCCAAAGGAAAUUAGCUCACCUGCGGCGGGUCAAAAUAGAAAAACUCCAAGAGGUGGUCCUGAAAGGACCCCGGCGGCCCCCGAUGCCCCCUCCGCCUGUGCCUCAGACUCCAGAGGUCAACACGCCUCCUUCAGUUAUGCCUCGCCGUAACCCUCCCCCUCCCCCUCCGUCGUCCGUGGUCCUAGCGGGACGUUUCCCGACGCCGUUUAUGGCGGCCAUGGGCCAUAACCCGUACCCAUAUCCUCCACUGCCCCCGAGGACGGGGGCGCCACCGCCAGGCCAAGGGCCGUCGCCGGGCUACCCGAAUCCUUAUCUAGCUAUGUAUCCAUCCACACCCCCUCAGAGGGCCCCGCCUCGCGUUCCUCCCAACCCCGGUUUUAUCAUGGAAUGAGGCCGCCAUUCCGUCUUGACUCUUGUCCACUGGUGCUGACCUUCACGAGAUCCUCAACAGCUGGCAACCCAACCGAAGCCGUGAGGAGGAUCAACAGGGUGGGAGGAGGGCUCCACUCACAAAGGAAACUGUCCACGGAUCCUGCAAAGACACCCAGUUUUGAUCCUGAGGAGGAGGAGGAUGAUUGUUACUACUUUUUAAUUUAAAGAGAGAACCGGCGUGUCCGUCCGGCCCUUCCUACAAAGACGUCAAGCCAGCUGUCGAAGUGUUGAAACGCUUCCAUGGUAGACUUGCCUUGUUCUUCCGAGGAGAUUUCAGCCAUCAUUUGUGGCACGAAGGCCACAAAUCCCAGGAAAUUCUUCAGUUUUUUAAAAAAAUUCCUUAUUAAAGUGGGUGGGGGGGGGGAGAAGGGAAAA